UUUUCUUCUUCGAGAUCUAGAUUUUUCCAUGACUAGUAAAUAAGGUUUACGUCGUAUGUCGCAUCCUACUCAAGUUCAAAGUGUAUUGACAGUAGGUAUUGUACAAUUGACAAUGUCAACACAUGCAAGGAAAACCCAAGCCAUAGAUUCCUUGCAGACUUAACUAAUGAAGACAUAAUUAAAGAUUUUUGAACAAUUAAACGCAUUGGAAAAUUAGUGCAAAAUGGUUGUGAACGUGUGUAUUAUCAUAGCAUUUUGCUUGAUCUUCAUUUGGACAGUUUUAGAUAAUCGGCAACGUAAAUCGGAUAAUCGUCCACCAGGACCACUAAAAUUUCCGUUCAUUGGGAACCUACUAUUUAUGCUUCCAGCCGUCCUGGAUUUUUCAAAACUAAAGUCCAUUUUUAAAAUGGACCCCGAAUUUUCUGAAAAGUAUUUAACCUACAAACCAGCUUACAUAGUUUUCCACGAAUUGUCCUCCAAGUACGGACAUUUGACUAGUUUACAAUUUGGAGUAAACUCUGCAGUCGUCGUUAGUUCUAGCAAAUAUGCAAAAGAAGUAUUUUGCAGAGAAGAGUUUGCUAAUCGGUUUGCCGAUGGGUGGUUCCUAGAAAGACAGUUUGGAAAGCCCUUGGGUCUCAUUUUCAAUAAUGGAAAGUGUUACCGGUCCCUCAAAAUGUUUACAAUGAAGCACCUGAAAGAUUUCGGGUUAGGAAGGAAAGAAAAUAUGGAAAUCGCAGUUGAAGACGAACUGAUGAAUUUUCUUCACGAGUUCCAGAACAAAAUACAGAACGAGGGAACCCUUGUUGAAAUUCAUCAUACAUUUACACUUCCGGUAUUAAAUGUCAUAUGGUUGAUGGUUGGAGGGAUAAGAUUCUCUUACAACGACAAAAAGAUGCACCGACUAAUUACCAUUGUGGAAGAGAUUUCCAGAACCCACGAUUUAGGAGGAAAUAUUCUAAUGGCAUUUCCAAAUUUGAGAUUUAUUGCUCCUGAACUUACUGGUCAUAAUCAUCAAAUGAGGUUGUAUGAUGAACUCAAGCAAUUUUUUUGGGAAUUAUUAAAUGAACGGAUGCAAGAAGAACAUGACGAUUACGUCGGCCCCAGGGAUUUCGUCGACGUAUUUGUAUCUGAGAUCAAGAAGCAAAAAGAUUUGCCUUCUCCAGAUAAAUUAUUUACUGAGGAACAAUUUGUGAUUGUUUGCAUGGAUCUCUUCACGGCUGGGUCAGAGACCACAGCAAAUACGCUAGAGUUCGCCUUGCUGUACGUCAUGUUGAAUUUAAGAGUACAAAAUAGAGUUCAGGAAGAAAUUGAUGAUAUUAUUGGUCAAAGUCGAUUGCCCAGUAUGCAGGAUCGCCAAAGGAUGCCCUACACGAAUGCUACUUUAUUAGAAGCUCAGCGAAUGUGCAAUGUCAUCCCGCUGGUUCAUCGUGUCGCAACUAAAGACACGAUGCUAGGCCCUUAUAAGGUCCUGAAGGACGAAGUUCUUGUUAUUAAUUUGCACACGAUCCACAAAGAUAACAAAGUUUGGGAAGACCCAUUAGUUUUCAGACCAGAGCGAUUUCUGGACGAAAAUGGAAAUUUUAUAAAUCUCGAGUUCUUGCUUCCAUUUGGAAUGGGGAAGCGUGUGUGUAUGGGCGAAGUUUUGGCAAAGCACACUCUAUUCACUUACUUUACGUCCAUUCUUCAACGCUACAGUUUUCAAGUUCCUGCCGGUCUGGCUGUUCCCAAGCUUAAAAAUAUUAAGGGCUUCACAAAUGCUCCCGAGCCAUUUACAGCGCUGGUGACUCCACGUUAACAUUGUGAAUAUACGCAUACGUUUAAAUAAUACGUACGAAAAUAUUAUGCCCAAUUUGUUACAAUUUUUUAUUAUUUCCAAACUAUUUGGCGAGUUAAAAACAUGUGGAUUAAUGUUAAUAUUAUCAUAUCAGAUUAUACAUAUCAUAUCAUACGGAGACAGUAUUCCUACAUAUUUGUAUAUAGACUACAGAAAUAUCCAAACGUUAUUACAUUAUCAUUACAUUAUUAUUAUUACUGCAGACACAUUUAGUACGCUAAAAUGUCUUGAUGCUCCUUGUAAAAAUAGGCAUUCAAUGUAGCACAUGGAAAGUAUAAAACAACAAUAAAAACAGUAACAUUG
Folsomia candida is the source of this 2137-nucleotide messenger RNA. Its product is annotated as methyl farnesoate epoxidase. Bases 224 to 1795 code for a protein of 523 amino acids. Gene Ontology annotation, molecular function: oxidoreductase activity, acting on paired donors, with incorporation or reduction of molecular oxygen, reduced flavin or flavoprotein as one donor, and incorporation of one atom of oxygen; iron ion binding; heme binding. Gene Ontology annotation, biological process: xenobiotic metabolic process. Gene Ontology annotation, cellular component: intracellular membrane-bounded organelle; cytoplasm. The record is from RefSeq and is a predicted model, not a curated record. NCBI's taxonomy places the organism in Eukaryota, Metazoa, Arthropoda, Collembola, Entomobryomorpha, Isotomidae. The transcript has 11 exons.